This is a messenger RNA of Penicillium malachiteum, 3381 nucleotides long. Its product is annotated as sporulation-specific 71 family protein. Bases 1 to 3381 code for a protein of 1126 amino acids. The record is from RefSeq and is a predicted model, not a curated record. Gene Ontology annotation, biological process: protein localization to prospore membrane; ascospore-type prospore membrane formation. NCBI's taxonomy places the organism in Eukaryota, Fungi, Ascomycota, Eurotiomycetes, Eurotiales, Aspergillaceae. Gene Ontology annotation, cellular component: prospore membrane. The transcript has 3 exons.
AUGAGCAAUCAGCAGCCUAACGGGACCCAAUCAGAUACCGCGGAAGCUACUUACAAUGAGCAGUAUAAGGGUUUGCAGAUCGGGUCCUAUACGGAUGAGAAACUGCGACAUGCCUCGGCCCAUCACCUACAUAUGACAAGUCGGCGCUUCUUUAUUGGACCAAUCCCCGAGGGCUGGCUACAGGGUCACCGGAAAUCUUGGUAUCGAUCACGGCUUCGAAUCAGAAAUUAUACAUCGCAAACACUUUCGUUCAAGGUUGAUCCUGUUACCUUUUACUAUAGCCAACAAGAUGACCAUGGACCUGGACCAUCAUUGCAGCCACUGGAGGAGAAUGUCGCCCUUACGUUUACCAAUACCAAUGAAGAACCUCAAGAGGAUGAUGAAGAGGAUUACGAGGACGGAGAUGAAUUGGAGACAGCAGAGCCGGGAGAAACAACAGAUGAGCCCGAAGGAGAGCUUCGCGUGCUUCGUCAUCCAUUAACAGAGGCAGAGACCAUGGUGGAGACCGAGAGUGAGAUAGAGUCCGAAACUGAGUCGAGCCACAAUGGUCUCACCGAAGAGGAAGAGGAGGAUGACGAUAGCACGCCCCGUCAGAGCGCCCCUGCGAGCACAAAGACCGCAAGUCAUAUGUACGGGGACGGAAAUGCAUCAUCUUCUUUCGUGACGGCAAGAGAGGAAGUCAGCAGUAGUAGUGGCACAGAUGCCGAAUCAUCUACAUCUACGAUACAUGCUUGUCAAAACCUCGCCGUCCCUGAACAAAGACCUCGAUCGGGUGAAUCACGGAAUCUGAGCGUCACUGCUCCCAGUAUUGGAAAUGCAAGUCCACUUUCACUUACGGCAUCUGCAGUUCCAAGUGAAGCCGAUUCCACCACCCAGCUGCUAAAGGGCAAACAAAAGGACUCAAAGAAGAUGAAAAAUAAAUCUUCUGGGAUAUCAAACUUGACAUUGGAACACCAGGAGCCUCAGGAUGAGGAUGAUGCCGAGCAAGAAACUUCUCAACGAGAAGGACACAUACAGAAGCGAAUUUCACGAAAGAUGGCAAAAUACAACUUGGAUGACAAUAUAAUGGACAAACAACAGAGAUUACGUUCACGUUUAGCCAAGACGAGUAACACCAUAGCCGCAAACCGGCCGCGCCGGCGAAAGCUGCAGGACGGAGAGAUCGUCAAGGCAGAAAGAAUGUUGGUCCUUGUGGAGGAGUCUGUCAAAGACACACUUCCAGCUGACUAUUCUGAAAACGAAAGUUUUCGAAUGGAAACUCGAACCAUAGACAAGUGGCGUGAGUUCCUAGUUGUUUGCCGCAAAAGCUCAGCAGAACAUGCACCAUUUGUCCUACAGAUGUACCGCACUCGUGUCAUCCCAGACGUGCAGAAUCCGAACGUGAAGACAAGACCUUACUAUGAGGUGCGCUUAAAUCACAAAAACACCAAUGUCAACCUUUACUCUACACUCGACAAGACCAUCGUUAUUUGGCAUCCUCACAAAGUCGGAACCAAGAUUUAUAUUAUUCGACCUAAAUCCUCGGCUCAUGCCACUGAAUGGUACACCUUCAUUCGCCAGGUGCUCGGAUGGCGCCGACCUACCAAGCUUCCUAUCUAUGUACCUGAUCUUGGCGUCUCCUUGGUAUUCAAAAAUCCCUUCCAACGGUUAGAAGAGCGGCUGGGGAUGGGCCACGAUGAUAAUCACCACACCACGGUGCUGAGUCGCUCUGCAGGGGAGGAAAAGAAUGUCGCUGCUGCCAUUAUUCGAGGGUGCAUCGAAAUGCUCGAAGGUCGUCCUGAGUGGGCUGAUGUGCUCAAGACCUGGUCUAAGACCGAGAAGAUGGGUCUUGCCUGGAAACGAUACGAUCGCCUUGAAUGGGUGUAUGGUGCCAACGAAGAGAAUAUGUAUGGAACCAUCGCGAUGCAAUCGUCACAUGAACUUGAGCUGCGACCAAGACAUCACUAUUCCACAGUGAUCAAGCAUACUGCUGACAAGAAACUGGCGGAGAAGAAGGAAGAUGAGCCACCACCCGUAGAAGGAUUCUUGAUUCGCCUCACAACACAGAAAGGUGUUCACCAGCGAAGAAACAAGAUGUUUUAUAAGCGUCUUUACUACUUCACCGAGGACCAUCAUCUUCUGUUUUGCAGACCGGCCAAGGCGUUUCCUCCAGCACCCCCAAAACUUGCCCCAACAGAGGAUUCCAGCAUCCCAUCUUCCCUUGAGAUUUUAAACAAUGCACCCUUAUCUUGGGACGUCGAUCCUUAUCCGAUUCAGGAUGGAGAAGUCGAGUGGCUCUCGAGUGGCAAUCCCGAGUACGUCCAACGACACGACGAAGAAGCGUACGCUCAGUGGCAGAGAAAUUUGCACAAUAUCAACCAUGCCGAUGGCUACAUUGAUUUAUGCAAAGUGCGCGAUGUUCGUCGUGUCCAACCGGGAAACAUCUCUACUGAUGCUAACCUUGGAGAGGGUGCUGCCGUUAACUUCAAUUCCGACGUAGCCAACUCUCGUCAGAAUGACGGUGCCACUAAGGAGCUUGACGAUGACCGUACCCUUGAAAUAUCACUUGAAAAUGGUCUGGUAAUUCGCCUGCAAGCGUACGACGAAGUUACCAGUGAUGAAUGGGUAAAAAGACUCGAUGCCUUGGUGAAGUACUGGAGAGCGCGCAGUGUGGCCGAUGCCGUCGAGCUGCAGGCUGUGCGACGACGUAAUCUUGAUCUAUUGGAGAUUGACGAAGAGAUGGAGUCAAUAAUGGGCCAAUUUGCAAAGAAGUGGGAGGUGAAAAAGGCGGAGGCAUCGCCACAUUUGCAUAAUAUGUGUUCUCUUUCCGGUUGUAGAACAAUCAAGAUGUCUGGUCAGCUCUACCGCAAACCUCGCCGCCACACCACCUUUUCCCGUUGUCACGUUCUUCUGGCCGAUGGGAAGCUUCUCAUAUUUCGAAGCACUUUGCGCAAGCACAAUGGCGUUCAGAUCCCCCACAUUCAUCAAGAACACGACACAACCAUUGACCUGCGCGACUGCUACAUUUAUUCGGGAUUGGUCACCGAGAAGGAUCUACUUUAUGCCAAUCAAACAUUCGAUAGUAAUAAUCCAGGACUCCAUGCCCUCCCUCGAGUAUAUCUCUCGUCGGAUUCCUUCACCAGUCGUGAUGAAGACACUGCCAUUACUUUUGUGAUCUGGCAGCCUACCCAGAAGACAUACUUCCGUGCCCAAGAACAUACACUGCAGGGCACUGCUAAGCGUUCCUUGCGCCAUGUUUCUACACUUGGAAAGCAUGGCCGAACUAUUGUCUUCAAAGCACGCAGUCGAGUUGAAAAAGAUCGAUGGGUGAUGAGUAUCUCUUCUGAGAUUGAUCGCUUGCAAGAGGAGAGAGCCGAAGAUAUUCGAAUUGUUUCUAAAUAA